Messenger RNA from Spinacia oleracea (spinach), 2349 nucleotides. RefSeq names its product scopoletin glucosyltransferase-like. Lineage: Eukaryota; Viridiplantae; Streptophyta; Magnoliopsida; Caryophyllales; Amaranthaceae. The record is from RefSeq and is a predicted model, not a curated record. Gene Ontology annotation, molecular function: UDP-glucosyltransferase activity. The transcript has 2 exons. The coding region runs from base 535 to 1992 and encodes 485 amino acids.
AUUUUAGAAGUGUAACAACUAAUCUGGGACGGAGGGAGUAAUAAAACAAGUGGGGUUGAGUAGAUAUUUUAAUAAGAAAAACAAGUGGGGACCAUGUCAUUUUAGGGAGUGAAGGGUGAGGAGUAGAUAUAUUAUUUAAUUAGAUAGUGGGGUUGACAAGUUACUAAAAAUGGCAAAUAUAUAUCUUAAAUAAAUAUAACCGAAAAAGACAAGUGUAUCUCUUAAAUAAAUACAAAGGGAGUAUAUUUGCAAGCACAUAUAGAUAUGCAAAAAGUACUUCCUCACAUAGGACCGUGUCACCCAAAUUAUGAGUAGAAAGAAAUACUCAAAUCCCAAACCGAUGCCAUGUCAUGGAUGAGCAUUAUGCAGAAAAACGACAGAUCUGACAUAUAAAGCCAACUUGAAAUUUGCUUCCCACAUUUCUAGGAAACUUGAAGCAAUUCUAGAUCAUAUAAACACACAUAAUAUCACAUUGUCUACCAAUCUAACAACACUUUCCCUUGUAAUUAGUUAAUCACUGGGUUAAUUUUGAUCAUGAAAAUGGAUGGUGAAACUGAACAGCUCCAUGUAGUGUUGUUCCCAUUCAUGGCCCAUGGACACAUGAUCCCAACCCUGGACAUGGCUAGGCUCUUUGCUGCACGAGGUGUCAAGACAACCCUCAUCACCACCCCUCUCAACGCACCUACCUUUACCACAGCCAUUCAAAAGGGUAAAAACACAUCCAGACCCCCACUAAUCAAUAUCCAAGUGUUCAGGUUCCCAGCUCAGGAAGCUGGCCUACCUCAAGGUUGUGAGAAUCUGGAGCAAGCAUUAGGUCCUGGAGUUAUGGACCAAUUCUUUAAGGCUUCCGCUAUGCUAAAAGAGCAGCUCGAACAGUUCUUGGACAAGACUCGUCCAGACUGCCUUAUGGCUGGUAUGAUCUUCACUUGGGCAACUGAUUCUGCAUCAAAGUUUAACAUCCCCAGGCUUGUCUUCCAUGGGACUUGCUACUUUUCCCUUUGUGUAGGAGAAAUUCUUAGGCUGCACCAACCCUAUAAGAACGUCUCAUCAGAUCAGGAACCGGUCAACACGUUCCUUCUUCCUUCCCUCCCCCAUCAAAUACAUAUGACAAGACUGCAGCUCUCUGAGGAGUUAUGGAGUAACAAGGAAACGGAUUACAAAAAGCGGAGCAGUAAGGUCAAGGAAUCAGAGCUUGAGAGUUUCGGGGUUAUUGUCAACAGCUUUUAUGAGUUGGAACCAGAUUACGCUGAUUUUUUCAAGAAAGAUUUAGGAAGAAGGGCAUGGCAUAUAGGUCCUGUUUCAUUGUACAACAGAAGCAAUCAGGAAAAAGCUCAGAGAGGGAAAACAUCUUCAAUUGAUCAACACGAGUGCUUGAAAUGGCUUAACUCCAAGAAACCUGAUUCUGUAAUCUACAUCUGUUUUGGAAGUACAAUACACCUUAUACCUUCUCAGAUACAUCAAGUUUUAAUGGCUCUAGAAGCUACAGGACAAGAAUUCAUAUGGGUUGUGAGGAACGAGGAUGAUCUAGGAGGAUUCGAACAGAAAAUGACAGGAAAAGGUUUAAUUAUAAGAGGCUGGGCUCCUCAGAUGUUGAUCUUGGAGCAUGAAGCCAUAGGAGCCUUUGUAACUCAUUGUGGGUGGAAUUCGACACUCGAAGGGAUUGCAGCAGGUCUACCAAUGGUUACAUGGCCUAUGUUUGCCGAGCAAUUCUACAACGAGAAAUUAGUAACUGACAUUUUGAAGAUUGGGAUCCCUGUCGGAGCUAAGAAGUGGACCACCGUACCUUCUAUAGAGGAUGUCAUAAAGCAGAAUGCCAUUGAGAAAGCAUUAAGGGAAAUAAUGGAGGGAGAUGCAGCUGAGGAGAGACGAUGCAGAUCAAAAGAGUUCAAAAACAUGGCAUGGAAGGCUUUAGAAGAAGGUGGUUCUUCGUAUUCAGACUUAAGUGCAUUAAUACAUGAGUUGAGAGGUUUAUCCACCAAAAACCAUAACUAAUUCGUACGUAGUAAUCAUUCUAGGAUUUUUCCAUCCAUAGCCAUGACUUGAGUUUAUUUUUUAAAAUUGUAAUACUUGUACUUGGUAUUAUUUUUCAGGUUCAAUAACUAAAUCAAGCGUUACUAUUCGGUAUUACUAAAUGCUUAGUAUUUUCUACUCAUGCCUUUUUAUAUGUGACCCUCAGAGCUACAAUAAGUUGUUAGAAUAUGCUUUGAAUCAGUCAAGUCCCUUACUGCAAUGCCUCAUCACGUGGAUCUGUCUAGAGAGUACUAUAGUAACUCUUUAGGUCAUAUUAUAGUUGUAUUAUGUAACAUGUAUUAUUCAAGAUCAAUAAAACUUUUCUCUCCUUUGACUGUA